Molecule: messenger RNA, 1053 nt
Organism: Budorcas taxicolor (takin)
Lineage: Eukaryota; Metazoa; Chordata; Mammalia; Artiodactyla; Bovidae
Gene: ACKR4
Product: atypical chemokine receptor 4
Exons: 1
Coding region: 1-1053 (350 amino acids)
Biological process (GO): G protein-coupled receptor signaling pathway; chemotaxis; immune response
Cellular component (GO): membrane
Molecular function (GO): chemokine receptor activity; scavenger receptor activity; chemokine binding
Source: RefSeq, a predicted model, not a curated record
AUGGCUUUGGAAUACAACCAGUCAACAGAUUACUAUUAUGAGGAAAAUGAAACGAAUGACACUCAUGACUAUAGUCAGUAUGAAGUGAUCUGUAUAAAAGAAGAGGUCAGAAAAUUUGCAAAAGUUUUCCUACCUGCCUUCUUCACAAUAGCUUUCAUCAUUGGACUUGCAGGCAAUUCCACUGUAGUGGCGAUUUAUGCCUAUUACAAAAAGCGGAGAACCAAAACAGAUGUGUACAUCUUGAAUUUGGCAGUGGCAGAUUUAUUCCUUCUAUUCACUUUGCCUUUUUGGGCAGUUAAUGCAGUUCAUGGGUGGGUUUUAGGGAAAAUCAUGUGCAAAGUCACUUCAGCCUUGUACACAGUCAAUUUUGUGUCUGGAAUGCAGUUUCUGGCUUGUAUCAGCACAGACAGAUACUGGGCAGUAACUAAAGCUCCCAGUCAAUCGGGAGUGGGAAAACCAUGCUGGGUCAUCUGUUUCUGUGUCUGGGUGGCUGCCAUCUUGUUGAGUAUCCCUCAGUUGGUUUUUUAUACAGUAAAUCAUAAAGCUAGGUGCAUUCCCAUCUUUCCAUACCACCUAGGAACAUCAAUGAAAGCAUCAAUUCAAAUCCUGGAAGUCUGCAUUGGAUUUGUAAUACCCUUUCUUAUCAUGGCAGUGUGCUACUUCAUCACGGCAAAGACACUCAUCAAGAUGCCUAAUAUUAAAAAAUCUCAGCCCCUCAAAGUUCUGCUCACAGUGGUCAUAGUUUUCAUCAUCACUCAAUUACCUUAUAACAUUGUCAAGUUCUGCCAAGCCAUAGACAUCAUCUACUCCCUGAUCACUGACUGUGACAUGAGCAAACGCAUGGAUGUUGCCAUCCAGAUCACAGAGAGUAUUGCACUUUUCCACAGCUGCCUCAACCCAGUCCUGUAUGUUUUCAUGGGAACCUCUUUUAAAAACUACAUCAUGAAAGUUGCCAAGAAAUAUGGAUCCUGGAGAAGACGAAGACAAAAUGUGGAGGAGAUUCCUUUCGAAUCUGAAGAUGCUACAGAGCCAACCAGUACCUUCAGCAUUUAA